AUGAAAGAAACUUCUGAGAACUACUCAACUUCGAGGCAAUCUUGGCGUCCACAAACAACAAAUGAGCAGCGUCCGAACACAACAUCGCAUUCGGCAACACGGCACGAUCAAGCACGGCCGCCUACCAGUAAAUAUACUUAUUAGAGUUUUCUGCGAUAUUUCUGCAAGUUCCUUCUUAGAAGAGACUUCGAGAAGUCAAUAAGUUUAAUAAUAAUAUUUGUUUUGUCCGACAGAUGCGCAAAGGACACCGUUCGAUAGACCUGGUUUGCGAUUAACUUCACUUUCAGCUCUCUAUCAGCCGGCUUUCAAGCCUUACUCUUUCAGCUACAUGUACAACACGAAGUAUAACGCUGAUUUUGAAGGAAGAUACGCGCCUCCUCCUUUACCAGACAGGUAAAAUGUUUUAUUAUCUCAAUAAAAAAGUCCGAGAGGGAUAAUUCUUCCCGUAUUGGUCGCUAUGGUAACGUAAAAGAACUUCUGUUGUCACGUUUUUUGAAAAACGUUCCAUUUGACAAGAGAAACCGAAGAAGGAGGAAUCUAUUAGUAAUUUUUCACUAUAUUUUGAAAGUACGCCCUUGGAGACCCAAUCGUAGCUUAUUGGGACGACAGAGUAUUCAUUAGCCUUCGUGCAAGCCUUACCUAUUAAAAGUCACGCGCGAGCGGCACGCGAAAGCUGAUUGUCGCGCACUCGCGUACAUUUGUGACUUCGCUUCCCAAUUGAAAUACAGAGCUUACUCGCAGGCUUGAUUUUCACGAAAAAUAAGUUCUGAGCUUGUAUAACUUCAGUAUAACAAACUGUCCACGCUUGUCCGAUCCUGUUUUUAAAAAUCGUUCUUUUGAAAUUCAUGUGGCGAACUCUACUUCCGGGCCGGGUCGGCAAACUCAAUUUGGGGAGAGGGAGUCCUUGUCCAAUGUUUGGGUAUAGGUGAGCCGCUGAGGGUUUGAAAUCCUAACCCUUUUAGGACAAAAAAUUCUAAAAUACAUGCCCUGUUUAGGACAACAAACUUAGUUAUAUUACACUUUUUAGGACAAAGGACAAAAUGAACGCCAUCUUGUUUUUAAGCCAUUACUGGCAAUUGCAAUAGAGCAAAUUCAUCACGUUAUAGUCAUUACUUUUUUAUGCUUGGAUUACAGACACUUUUCGAACUGUUUAUAAUUAGAACAGACUCGCACAAAAUUAUUGCCCUGUUUUGGGCAGACUCCCAUGAAAUUAUAUAUCCUGCUUAGGACAGAGAGGUAAAAAACCAUACCUUGUCAAGCAGGGCAGCACAUACCCGUAUAGGCCAUAUAAGGGAGUACCUCCCCUGGGGAACUCACUUCGUUCAUUACAGGGUGAAACCACCGGCUUGCGCUGGGAAUCAAACUGGCAAAAGGUAAAAGCAUUCAAACUGAGGACCAGCGACAAUUGCUGUGAGUUUGCUACAAAAAGACAAUUUUUCAUUUGUCCUGUUUGUCCGGAAGCCAUCGUACUUGCAAGGUCAUGGUAGGGACUGUGGGGAGACAUUUUUCUCACUAAAAGAUCUGCUUUUCACUCCAAUUGUAACAGGGCUGUAAAGAUUUUUACUGUACUAUGUCUUCCACUGAGAGGAGGUCAGGUCCAGGGGUCAGGUAUUAAUUGAGGUUCACACUGUUGCCCCCCUUUUUUCCAGCCUUUGGGUGUUUUACCUCGUCCCUCCCCUCCCUCCCCUCUUCCCACCUGUCAAGUUGGUCACAAAGUACUUUGUUGUGUGCCUAUCAGGUAAUGAGGGUUUAGUUUGGUGCAUUUUUAACAGAUACAAUUUUUUUUCAGGGUUUCUACAGCUAAUUAUGCUCCCAUUAAGUACAAGUUUGGUUCCAGUACAUAUCAACAGCAUUUCCAGCAGAGACAGCCCUUCAGCACCGCAUUUGUGAUCCCAUACUCACGACACCGGAGAAACAACCCACAACCAACAAUGGUGAAUUCUUACAAUUAUCCAGAUGGGGUGAGUUUAAGUCACUCUGAUUGUUUGUUAGUUUUCUCCCCAUGUAAGGUAAUCCAAGGCAAUCUUGGAUUCUGGAUUUCUGCACAGUGGAUUCCAGAUUCCAGGUACUGGAUUCUAGUAUUUGUCAGUGGAACUUGGAUUCUGGAUUCCAAUUGCACAGUUUUUUUUAGGGAGUUAUCAUAACUCCAAAAAUGGAGUAAAAAUUUUAGGUACAGGAUGACCCCUUUUAUGGGAUUGAGUUAAUUCCUAAACUUCAAAUUUGGGGUCAUUAUUUUACUCCUGAAAAAGAAUUCUUUUAACUCCCAUUCUGGAGUUAAAAUAACUCCAAAACUGGGGUCAUUUUUGCUCCUUACAUGGGUUGUUUUCACUCUUUUUGGAGUUACUUUAACUCUAAGAGUGGAGUAAAAUUUUAGGCACAGGAUAACUCCUUUUUGGGGGGUUAUUUUAACUCCUCAAUAUCUGGGGUGAUUUUUACUCCUGAAAAAGAGUUAAAUUAACCCCACUAGAGGAGUUAUUAUAACUCCUUGAAAAUUACUGUACGUUUGCGGGAUUCCAGUUUCAUUGCGUUGAACCACGGAUUCCAAAGCCCUGGAUUCCAGAUUCCACAAGCAAAAAUUUAAUUUCCUUCAUUUCCGAAUCCGGAUUAUCUUACAUGAGGCGAUUUUCAGUUUUAAUUCGACAGAAGCACUUCAUCUUUAAUCAUGGUUAAUCUUAGCAACGCCUCUAACGCAAAGUAUUUUGCUUUCAUUAGAUCCGAUGGAUCUGGAAGCCGUCUACACCGACGAGCGAAAACGUCUCUAAAGGUAGGAAUUUUGAAAGCCUUUUCAGACUUCUGUUUACUCUAUGUUCAGUUACUGCUUUGUUUGUGUGUUUGUUUUCUCUUUAUUUGAGAAGCUUAUUGCUAGUGGCAUCAGCUGAAAGACACAUCCGCGUUAUCUGGGAAUUAAAAAGUCAAAAGUACACUUGCUUUUUACUUGUUUGUAUUUUAUUUAUUAAAUAAAUCCUCUUGUUUGUCUUCAGCUCAAUCUCAACCCAAGACUCAAGAUCAGCCUAUUCGUUAUCACCGAUGGUACUCAAGAUAACACAGGAAUGCAACUGAAGUUUAUUAUAUAAGUGACGAGUUGUUAAAAUGAAGCGCUUAGAUAUUUUGAAGAUCACCAUUUUUAGGAAUACAAAAGUCCUCAGGUUUCCUCGGCUUUAGAGCCUGCAUGGACUGGCCAAGAAAGAAAACAAAGUUGGAGAUUCGUUUCACGAAAAGAAAUCAGUAUUAAUUUUUAGCUAUUUUUCAAUUUAUCAUAACUAUAACAAAAUUCUCAAAUCUGAUUGGCUAUCAACUGCCCUGAUUUCAGCCUUAAUUGGACAAUUUAAUAGGACAGUACGCGUCAUGCCUAAGUAAUUAGACAGUACGCGCCAUCAGGCGCGCGCUUAAAUGGCUUUUUUUCACUACUAGCAUUAAAAAAAAUGGAAUUUCUUCUGUUUUGGUUUAAAAAAGGGCUUACAUAUCACAAAUUUUGUUACAGUUAUGAUUGAUUGGUAACAGAACUUCGUGUCGUCCAAUUCAGUCUGUAAUCAUACUCGUGAUUAAACAAAUCGGACUCCCGCUACGCGGUCGUCCGAUUUUGUUAAUCAUUCGUAUGAUUACAGACCGAAUUGGACUCCACUCAGUCCUGUUACCAUUACUUACAUUGUAAUGUAACAUGCUGAUUUCUUAGAUCAAAUGUUCACAGCUGUGUUCAGUCUUUAGUCCUUAGGCUAUUUGCCAAGGAAUUCCGUCAUUCUUAUAAUGAAUAGUAGAGCAAGCAAAAUCCCAGUGCGAGCGCGUUUGAGAAUUGCCAACCGUAAGGAUGGUAAAUCUUUCUUCUGCGUCUUGCCUCUCCUCGCAUGCGGCAAUAGGGAGUUUAAGAUACCACGACGGCGAUUGCGGCGCAAACGUCACUUAAAAGUGUCUUCUUCUGAAAUCUCAGCGCGAUUAUCGUAACUCUCUCACUUUGUCCAAUGUAGGCGAACUUCCCUGGAGUUUAAUUCUUAAGAAAGAUAUUUAAGUUUAAAAGAGACAGAAAUAUUUGUCGUCGUACUAAUGCCUUCACGUUGUCGAUAAAACGUGGAAAUAGGCAAUUCACGCCGCAGUCGGGCAGUGACGCAAAGAACUGCGCGUGCGUGAGAAUUUCGCACACUUAACUAUUCUCCAGGAAAAUGAGGGACUACUUGUAGUCUCCCGCGUGCUUAGCGUCUUCGUUCCCCUUGACCAGCGUCUUGUCAAGCCAGCAUGCCCAGUAAGGGACGAAGACUUUGAGGUACAAGAUUGACCCGUAGUCUAUGUCAAAUAUUGAGAAAAGAUAGAUUCUCCAUUAGGCUUUCUCCCACAGACUCAGCGUUAGAAGCAUUUUCGAUGUCUAAGUGAAUUGAGAAAGUGGUUUAAUCCUGGGACUUCGUUGCGCGUUACCGGCCCAGAACACGCGAUGAAGCCCUAAGUCUGCGAGGGAGGGUAGUUUUAUGUAUGAUUAAUAGGGGCCUUCAGAUCCUACAACGGCGACGGCAACGACGACGUCAAAAAAGCAAUAGGUUUAAUAACCAAAACAACAAUUUUGCACGUGCAUCAUGCUUUUUUUGUACAUUUCUUUGCCGUCACUGCACGACU
Messenger RNA from Porites lobata, 4599 nucleotides. The record is from the annotation of a GenBank genome assembly. NCBI's taxonomy places the organism in Eukaryota, Metazoa, Cnidaria, Anthozoa, Scleractinia, Poritidae.